Molecule: messenger RNA, 3225 nt
Organism: Xyrauchen texanus (razorback sucker)
Lineage: Eukaryota; Metazoa; Chordata; Actinopteri; Cypriniformes; Catostomidae
Molecular function (GO): nucleic acid binding
Source: RefSeq, a predicted model, not a curated record
AUGGGUCUCAAACAUGCGGAGCAGGCUCUAGAGUUUCCGGAAAACUGUAGCCACUGCCUGGCGUUGCCUAAAAAACUCCGCCGCCGGAGGCUCAAGGUCGCCGCUACCCAGUGCACCGACCUCGAACUCUCCGACUCCGAUGGGGGUAACGGUGAUGACGACGCGCUCCUGGUUUCCUGCCGGGGCGCGGCCUCGCUCAGCUGGGCUGAUCAACACAACCCGGAAUUUCCUGAGGAGAUUCUCUCAGUGGACCCCUCGUUCGCCAAUGAGCCGGCUGGUUCUGGUGACUACGACGAUGCGGGCCUUCUUGAAGGUUCGGAGGACGAGGAUGCCAACCCGUCUUCUGUGACUCAGGCUAACGCACCUGCAGCCCUCACCCAGUCUGUCCUCAUCGAGGUUUGUGAGCGAGCGGCCGCUCGCCUCAAUAUCGAAUGGCCAGCUUUACAAAGUGCCACUGACCAAGAGAGGGACGUGUAUGACGGGAAACUCCUGGGACCCCCUCCAGGCUCGAGAAAACAACUUCUCCCCGUCCUUCCUGCAUGCGCAAAGCAUAUGAGGUACUUUUGGGGGGACCCGCUGGACCUAAAACACGGUCUCGCGGGCCUUGAAGUAAAGGACAUGACGGCCCUUGGGAUGGGUGACCCCCCGCCAUCGAGCCCUCUGUCGCCAGACACCUUAAUCCAUCUCAAGGUGGUCUACUUGCCCCCCAAACCUGUUCUCCCGAACAAAAUGGACCGGUUUUCUGCCUCUAUACACCAGGCCUCUUACAAAGCCUCGGCCUUGGCCGUCAGAGCCCUCAAUGUCUCCUCUCUUCUGUCUGCAUACCAGGCUGAACUCCUGGUCGAUAUGGGGCAACAAUUGGAAAAAGGGACCCCCACACCCUCUCUGUGGAAGGAGAUUGUUACGGUGAAUGACCUUGUUCUCCGUAAUGCCCGUCAGGCCGUCCAAGCCUGCGGGCGCUCUAUGGCGUUCUCAGUGGCUGGAGAACGUGCUCUUUGGCUUAACUUGUCGGGCCUCCCUGACAGUGAGAAACGGCGCAUUGCGGGUGCCCCUGUAGAGCCUGGCCAGGCUCUAUUUGGCCCUGCCGUCGCUUUAAUGCAACAGCGUUGCGACGACAAGAGGAAGGAGGACGAAGCGCUAAAAUUAUGCCUCCCGAGGAGAGCGGCACCGCGCCAGGCACCACCCGCGCGACCACCCAACCCUCCUGCUUCGGGCGUCCUUUCCAUUACCCCGCCCAUAUCAGGGAACUUCCAUGUGCUGGAAGUGUUUACAGUGAGAAACAAUGGCGCCAUUGUAUUUCAAAUGAGCAACUCGGGCAUAAACGCAGCAAUAAGCGCUUCCCCGGCUCAAGUGGGCUCACUUGCGAGCCACACAACAGCUUGGCAGGCUGUGUCGGCUCCCGAGUGGGUGAUUCGAACCAUAACGAAAGGGUACAGGCUCCAGUUUGCCAGGAGACCUCCACCUUUCGGCGGCGUUAUCUUUUCUCACACAGAAAAGAGCGCUGCACACAUUCUGAAAGAAGAAACCUCCCUCCUCGUGAAGGGGGCGAUUCAAGUAGUACCCCGAGAUCAAUGCAAUCAGGGGUUUUACUCCCGUUAUUUCCUAGUUCCAAAGAAGGACGGCUCUCUCCGUCCUAUUAUGGAUCUCAGAGUGUUAAACAAACAUUUGAGGAAAUACAAUUUCAGAAUGUUAACACACGGCACACUCGCGCGCUCAAUUCAUCAGAACGACUGGUUCACAUCAGUCGAUCUGAAAGAUGCCUUUUUCCACAUCAAUAUGUACGCCCCGCACAGGAAAUUUCUUCGCUUUGCCUAUCAGGGCAUAUGCUACGAAUUCACAGUCCUCCCUUUCGGCCUCUCGCUGAGUCCGAGGGUGUUCUGUCUAUGUGCGGAAGCGGGCUUAGCGCCGCUGAGAAUAACGGGUCUCAGGAUCCUAACAUACAUAGACGAUUGGUUAAUCAUAGCCAAUUCCAGGGAAGAGGUGGUGCAAGACACUCGCCGUGUGCUCACGCACAUCACAUCACUCGGGUUCAGAGUGAAUGUGAGCAAGAGCAAUUUCACACCUGCCCAGAGUGUUAUAUUCCUGGGUCUGGAGCUGAAUUCAAUCUCAAUGCGCGCGCGCCUUUCACAAGAACGCGUUCGCUCUCUAAUGAAUUGUCUAUCACAAUUCAAGGAGGGGACGAAUGUGCCAUAUCGCAAGUGUCUCAGAUUACAGGGUCUUAUGGCAUCAGCUAUUCAAGUUUUGCCUUUGGGCCUUCUGCGUAUGAGGGCAUUCAUGAAGUGGGUUUUAUCCCUCCACUUCAGCCCAUUACGCGACCUCUGCCGCUCUGUCACAGUGACGCGCUCGUGCACAGCAGCCUUGCGCCACUGGAGGAGUGCAGACAUGUACGCACAUGGGACCCCUCUCGGGGCUGUUGUGUUGCGAAAAGUGGUAACGACAGACGCGUCCUUAACAGGCUGGGGAGCCACUCAGGAGGGCAGGACGGUGAACGGUUCGUGGCCGAGCGAACUUCGUUCAGCCCACAUAAAUUAUCUGGAGCUUAUGACCGUAUGGAAAGCUCUGAAUCAUUUUCUUCCCCGUCUGCAGGGGCAUCAUGUGCUCGUUCGCUGCGACAAUACCACUGCAGUGGCUCACAUCAAUCGCCAGGGCGGCAUGCGCUCGCCCAAGCUUCAUGCCCUAGCUCACAGGCUUUUGGUGUGGAGCAGGCGGCACUUCCUGUCGUUACGCGCAACCCAUGUUCCAGGUGUCCUGAACAGGGGCGCGGACCUUCUGUCGAGGGGGAACCCGCUCUACGGAGACUGGCGACUCCACCCCCAGAUAGUGGGCAUGUUGUGGGAGAAAUUCGGGAAGGCGAACGUAGAUCUCUUCGCCUCGCGCGAAAACUCCCACUGUCCUAUGUUCUUCUCGCUAAAGGACGAGGACGCGCCCCUCAGCGUGGACGCACUUGCCCACCCGUGGCCCAAAGUGCUGCUCUACGCGUUUCCCCCCCUGUGCCUGUUAAUUCCUACCCUGGCCAGGGUGAGAGAGCAGGGCCUGUCCCUAAUUUUGAUAGCACCCAGGUGGCCCAAGGCACCAUGGUUGGCAGAGAUAAUUCCUCUUCUGCAUGCCCAACCGUGGCCCCUCCCUCUUCGCACAGACCUGCUGUCUCAGGCGAACGGGGAAAUAUAUCACCCACACCCGGACAGGGUGGCUCUGUGGGCUUGGCCCGUGAGAGGACAAACUUAA